AUGUUAUUGGAGUUUAAUUUGGGAAAAGUUCCUAUAUGUGAAGUAUGUUUAAAUAAUAAAAUUUACAAGUAUAAUUAAGGUUUAUCCGAUGAUUAAACUUAGUGUUUAACUUGUCCAAGAUAUUGUUCUUUUUGUAUUGAAUAAAGUGAAGUAUAAAUUAAUAAAUUAAAUCCUAAUUUUAUUUAUGAGGAUUCUAUUUUUAAAAGAUAUAUUUAAAAAUGCGUUAAAUGCUUAACUGCUGAUGAAUUAUGUGAUAGAGAAUAAGCAAAAGAAGGAUUAGGUUAUAAAUGUCUUUCUGAAGCUAAUAAAGAAGUAAUUGUUUUAAGUAUUAAAUGA
Ichthyophthirius multifiliis is the source of this 336-nucleotide messenger RNA. RefSeq lists its product as hypothetical. NCBI's taxonomy places the organism in Eukaryota, Ciliophora, Oligohymenophorea, Hymenostomatida. The record is from RefSeq and is a predicted model, not a curated record. The transcript has 3 exons.